AAUGAUGCAACUGCCAUUGGUCUACUAUCCCAGAUGAAGACUGUGAAAUUCAUAGGUAAAAAAUGAGAUUUUUAUUCUGGGUUAAGAAAGGCCUGUGUAUGUACUUAGAAGACUUUGUUAAAGUCUGAUGUUUUUAUUGACAAGUCUAGUGAACAAAUGAUUCAACGGCAUUAUGUUUCUUCUUUUUUCUGUAGGGAGUAUUUAUAUCCUGAAGAUGAUUCUUCCUAUCCUCACAACAAUCAGCAAAUGUUUCCAAGCUGGUGUAGUUUCAUUUGCCAAGAUUGUUCCUACACUUCAGUAUACCAAGGAACAACUCAAGCAAAUUUCUACCAACGAGACACCUAUCGCAGUGCUAAAACAGGUACACUUUAUCUACAUGUUUUAUUGUAACUGUAAUGUAUGUAUUAUCAAUGUAGUUUUAUAAGUUGUCAAGUUGUUCUAGUGAAAAUCAGGGUGAAAACCUGUAUAUUUCUUAGUUAUCAUAACAGUUACCGACAUAUAGUUAAAUAUCAAUUAUGCUACGAGAAUAAAAAACAAUUACGUUAUCAGAUUUUCUGUCAUUCUUCAUACAGGACUUGCAACCUGAAGGACGACUCCAACUUGUUUUGAAGGACUUAGGAGCAAGAGACCAGCCAGACCAGUCACUGCCAACAUCCCACCAAGAAACUCAACUCAAAAGCUUUUUGAAGAAGUAUGUUGGUGCCCUGACUGAAAACAUUGAUGCACGUUUCCAGGAGUCCUCUCCCGUACUUGAUUCCUUCAAGAUAUUUGAUUUACUUUCUGUUCCUGCAAAAACCGACGAUGGCUUCAGGUAUUGUCUACUUUGGGUACUUUGAUAUCAUAGUUUUAACAUUAAACAAAUUAGACCACUGUCUGGUUUAUGCUUUUUCAUUUACUGCUUUACAAUUUCUUUUUCUUAAAGUGAAUAUGGCUCCAGCAUGAUUAAGAAGUUGGCCGACCAUUACUUCCCAGGGCCUCAGCAUGCAGAAGACCACCAACCGCUUAUUGUGGAAUGGCAAAAGGCAAAAUAUGACCUACUGCAGUGGAAGGAAAAUGAUCUGCCACAAGCUAUUCGUCAGGGGGAAGGUUCAAUUACAGCCACUGAUUGGUGCCUAUCCAAGCUGAUGCAGCCACCCUAUAGAUCUCACUAUCCCAUGCUGUCAUUCAUGGCUGAAGUUUGUCUAAGUUGCCCAGUCAGUAAUGCUUGGCCUGAGAGGGGAGCCAGUGUCCUGAAAUGGCAGAAGAACAGGUUGCGGUCAAGAAUCAAAAAUGAUUUCCUAAACCCCUUGUUGCACAUUUCUAUCAAUGGGCCCAAACAACAGUCAAAGGAGUUGCCAUCCUUAAUCCGUGAUGUGGUUGCAGAGUGGCUGAAAGAAAAGGAUAGAAGAGAGCUUAAAAAGCUUCCU
Molecule: messenger RNA, 1406 nt
Organism: Pocillopora meandrina
Lineage: Eukaryota; Metazoa; Cnidaria; Anthozoa; Scleractinia; Pocilloporidae
Source: the annotation of a GenBank genome assembly